AUGCUUUUAAAUAAAAAUAAAUUAAUAUUUUUCUUUUUAUUUUUAAUUAAAAUAAUUUUUCUAUUUUCCAUUGAAUGUUCCUCAAUAAAUAAUUUUUUUGCAAAAUCAACACACACAAAUAAUUGGGCUGUAUUAGUUUGUUCUUCUCGUUUUUGGUUUAAUUAUCGUCAUGUGUCAAAUGUUCUUUCUUUAUAUAAAUCCUUAAAAAGAUUGGGAAUGCCUGACAGUAAUAUUAUUUUGAUGUUGGCUGAUAAUAUUCCCUGUAACGCCAGAAAUCCAUCUCCUGCUGCUAUUUAUAAUAACGCCCAUUCUCAUCAAAAUUUAUUUUUGGAAGAUACAGAAGUUGAUUAUCGUGGUUAUGAAGUAACUGCCGAAAAUUUAGUUAGAUUACUUACAAGUAGACAAAUUAAUUCUACUCCAAGAAAUAAGCGUUUACUGAGUAAUUCACAAAGUAAUGUUCUUAUUUAUUUGACGGGACAUGGAGGGGAAGGUUUUCUUAAAUUUCAAGAUGCUGAAGAAUUAACUAGUCAAGACUUGGCUGAUGCGAUUGAAACUAUGUGGCAACAGAAAAAAUAUAAUGAACUUAUGUUAAUUGCCGACACUUGUCAAAGUGAAUCAAUGUAUCAACUUAUUUACUCCCCCAAUGUAUUAGCUACAUCUUCUAGUUUGGUUGGAGAAGAUUCAUUGUCACAUCAUAAUGACCGUUCCAUAGGUGUUUAUAUAAUUGAUAGAUACGCUUAUUAUAUGCAACAAUUUUUGGAUGAAAAAGUACUUGCUUUAGAAUCAAAUUCUUCUUUAGAAAAUUUUGUCAAAUAUUGUGAUAAAUCAAAAUGUAUUUCGACUGUUGGAGUAAGAAGGGAUCUUUACGAUAAAUGUUUAAAAGAAGUUCGUGUAACAGACUUUUUUGGUGCUCGCCGUUAUGCUCAUCCGUUCAAUUCUAAUGAUCUUAAUUUUGAUUGGUCAACGCUUUAA
This is a messenger RNA of Meloidogyne enterolobii, 972 nucleotides long. The record is from the annotation of a GenBank genome assembly. NCBI's taxonomy places the organism in Eukaryota, Metazoa, Nematoda, Chromadorea, Rhabditida, Meloidogynidae.